AUCUCUUUCUAUUGUAGGCGUAGGUAGAUGGAUGAUAGACAGAUGCUCACCAUGCGCAACAAGUGCCGGAGUGAACGGGCCGAUCCUCCCGCCCGGCGUUCUCGAGCGAGGGAUAAAGAAUGCGGCGGUUUCCAGUCUUGGGAACACUUCCUCUUUUCCUCACCAGACAAAGACGGUUCACCAUGAAGUUUCUCAACCUCCUCCCCAUCUUUCUCGUCACUUUCAGCUCCUGCUCGGCCUCAGAGCAACUUGGCUGUGCAAUCGGUGAGAUGUGCUGCACCUGCAUGCACCCGUACGAUCUCAGUUUUCCUACGGCGUGCUUUCCUCAAAAGCACUGCUACGUGACCACUGCGUGCGACUCGAUGACGAGGUGCACAAGGCCCUGUUACAAUGAUACUGGCUGUAAAUACACCAGCAAGUGAUCAUCAAUCAUUAACCUCGCCCAUCAACUUUUCGAUCACGGUUGGUCUUUGCAAGGACCCCUUCGACGCCCUUCGUCAAAACAAGGGCGAGGUGGGUUAUCUUUGACACUUUGCGGAUUGUCGUGCCUCAGAUCUCACUCUUAAAGCGUCCAGCACCUUUGCGCAUGCCGACUUUUCCGUCAUUCCUCCGCACCUGACCAUGAGAUACAUCUUUCACGUCUUGCCGACCUCUCAUUCAACUUGCUUGUGGCCAGACCACCC
Molecule: messenger RNA, 683 nt
Organism: Acaromyces ingoldii
Lineage: Eukaryota; Fungi; Basidiomycota; Exobasidiomycetes; Exobasidiales; Cryptobasidiaceae
Exons: 1
Coding region: 183-422 (79 amino acids)
Source: RefSeq, a predicted model, not a curated record